Labrus bergylta (ballan wrasse) is the source of this 592-nucleotide messenger RNA. RefSeq names its product thiosulfate sulfurtransferase like domain containing 1 (gene tstd1). NCBI's taxonomy places the organism in Eukaryota, Metazoa, Chordata, Actinopteri, Labriformes, Labridae. The record is from RefSeq and is a predicted model, not a curated record.
UCUCAUCCACCGAUUAGUCAUUAACUAUAUGAGGAAGUGUAUUUGUUUAUAGUUUAUGGAAUAAGCGUUUUCACAGCUUGAAUUACGCAGGAUGGCCAGUUCAGACAAGGCAGAAAUCUCCUACGAGGAUCUGAAAGCGCUCAUGGCAAAGAGCGAGAAGCUCCUCCUGGUUGAUGUUCGCACCAAAGAGGAGGUGGAUAAAGGACGAAUCCCAGGGUCAAUUCACAUCCAUGUUGAUUCCGUAGAGGCUGCUUUUGCCCUAGAGCCCGAAGAAUUCAAGGCCAAGUUUGGUGUCACCAAACCACCGCUGGAUGCCCCCGAGCUGGUGUUAUACUGCCAGAUGGGAAUGCGGGGGGGAAGGGCCACGAGUAAAGCCCAGGAACUUGGAUAUGUGAACGCUUCUAAUUAUAAAGGAGGAUACAAGGAGUGGUCUGCCAAAGAGGGAAACUGAUUAACAUACCAUUUAUGUAAAGCAAUGUGAAAGCCAGAUGGGAAAAUUGAGAAACAUUUUGAUAUGUUUUAUGUUGUAUUUUGAUACUAGGCUGCGUCAAUGUUGACAAAUGUUUGAAAUAAAGAAAAUUAUAUUACAAUG